Messenger RNA from Culicoides brevitarsis, 492 nucleotides. Its product is annotated as cathepsin L-like. Lineage: Eukaryota; Metazoa; Arthropoda; Insecta; Diptera; Ceratopogonidae. Bases 1 to 492 code for a protein of 163 amino acids. The transcript has a single exon. The record is from RefSeq and is a predicted model, not a curated record.
AUGAAAUUCUUCAUUACCUUGUUGGCUGUUACAGCCUUGGCGCAUGCUGAAAUUACCGAAGACGACAAGAAAGCAUGGCAAGAAUUCAAACUUCAACAUGGAAAGCUCUUUUUGUCGCCCGGCAAAGAAACGCAACGCAUGCACACGUUCUUGGACAACAAGAAAAAAAUCGAACAUCACAACGAGAAAUUCGCCAAAGGUGAAGCUUCAUACGUGGCAGCUAUCAAUAAAUAUUCCGAUUUGACACCGGAAGCCUUUUUGCAACGUUUUGGCGGAGUUGCGAUGCCUCCAGAAACGCGUCAUCACGAAAGUCACAAAAAACCUGGAAAUCAUGAAAAUCACGGAAAUCACGGAAACAAUGGAAAAGGUCAUGGUCGUCCUCCUCCAAGAGAACUCGAUUUGACAAAACGCUUCCGUAAAGACGAAUGGAAAGUACGCGAUCAACUAACAUGCGGAUCAUGCUGGACCUUUCUCGACAGCAGCUGCCGUUGA